AGGCUGGUUCCGAAGUAAUUGCGAUACAGUUCCGGAAAUAGCGACAUGGGACUAAAGGUAAGGUUGAGAUAGAGAUAAGAUAGAAUUUUCAUUUCUAUAGAAUGGAGAGUGGGUUGAUUAUGCUUGCUAACUAGUCUUUAAAGCUCGAGAACAUUUGAAGAAUAUUUGUGAACUAGUUUCGAGUUUUAAAGAGAUAUGGGAUCCUCAAUAUGGCUACUUCUUUUCUUCUUCGUUCCCAUAACCUUACACCACCUUGUUGCUCAAACCAUAAUAAAAGGCGACGUCUCAUGCACUUCGAGGGCUGAAUUGUGCUGGAGCUGUGCUGAUUCCCGCAAAUACACUAAUGGCAGCAUCUACCAACAAAACCUCAUCAGCCUCCUCUCCUCCUUUUCCAACACUUCCCAAAACCAAACCACCUAUGGCUUUCACAACUCUUCUCUCGGACAAGGCUCCAACAAAGUGAAUGCCAUUGCAUUGUGCAGAGGAGACCUCACACUCGGAGAAUGUAGUAGCUGUCUCAGCGACUCCACUCAGAUUCUCCUGCGAAACUGUUCAUAUAAAAUGGAAGCAAUCUUAUGGGCAGAGCCUUGCAUGGUACGGUACUCUCAAGACUUAAUAUUUGGUAUUGAGGAGGAGCACCCUUUUAUAUAUCUGCCCAGCCCGAACACCGCGUUAAACCCGCAAGUGUACGGGCAGGUGCUUAACCCCUUGUUGGAAACCUUAAGAGAUAGAGCUACUUCAGGUGAUUCUCAAAAAAAAUAUGCAGCAGGACAUGCAGUUGUUCCAGCUCCAGCAGGACAUGCAGACGAUCGCGAACCGAUAUAUGCACAUGCGCAGUGCACUCCGGACAUAGACAAAGUCAAUUGCCAUAAUUGCCUGAACAGUUGCAUCUCUGCUAUUCCACGAUGUUGCAGUGGAAAGUCAGGAACAAGAGUUCUUAGACCAAGUUGUAAUAUAAGGUUUGAGUACAAUCUUUUCUACAAGUCUACAGCCGAUUCAGAAUUAAAUAUUUCAGUUUCAGCUCCAGCUCCAGCUCCAGUUACUUUAACAACUCCAGUACUUCCACCUAAGCAAGGAAAGAAGAGUAACACAAAAAGAAAUAUCAUCAUAAUAAUUGUGGUUGUGAUUACUUUUGUCACGAUGCUUCUUGGUGGCAUAUGUAUUUUCUUAAGAGUCAAGAAGCCAAGGGUAAAACUUGACGAUGAUUUUUCUGGAGAAAUUAGUCUCGUGGAAUCAUUACAAUAUAACUUUGAAGAUAUUAAAUCUGCAACGGAUGACUUUUCUGAUGAAAAUAAGCUUGGACAAGGUGGAUUUGGAGCUGUUUACAAGGGUAGGCUAUAUAACGAACAAUAUAUAGCUGUGAAAAGGCUAUCUAAAAGUUCUCAACAGGGUGAUCGUGAAUUUAAAAAUGAAGUCACGUUAGUUGCUCAACUUCAACACCGGAACUUAGUGAGGCUUUUAGGCUUUUGCUUGAAAGGAGAGGAAAGGCUCCUCAUUUACGAAUAUAUACCUAAUAAAAGUCUUGAUCACUUCAUUUUUGACCCAACCAAUCAUGAACAUUUGGAUUGGGAAACACGUUACAAGAUCAUAGAAGGAAUUGUUCGUGGUCUUCUUUACCUGCAUGAAGAUUCUCGACUUCGAGUUAUUCACCGUGAUCUCAAAGCCAGCAACAUUUUGUUGGAUGAAGAUAUGAACCCUAAAAUUGCAGAUUUUGGUAUGGCAAGGUUGUUUGUGAUGGAUCAAACUCAAGCAGAUACAAAAACCAUUGUUGGGACCUAUGGAUACAUGGCACCUGAAUAUGCAAGUCAUGGGCGCUUUUCUGUCAAGUCAGAUGUCUUUAGUUUUGGUGUGUUAGUUCUUGAAAUAAUUACUGGCAAGAAGAGUGGUACUUUCCGAAAUGGUGAAAAUGAAGACGACCUAUUAAGCUACGCCUGGAGAAAUUGGAGGGAUGAUACAACUCUAAAUAUCAUAGAUCCCAUGUUAACAACAGGCUCAAGAUCUGAAAUAAUCAGAUGCAUCCAGAUUGGUUUAUUAUGUGUCCAAGAAAAUUUGAAUGACAGACCAACCAUGGGUUCAGUUGUUUCCAUGCUUAAUAGUCAUUCUCUCAAAAUCUCGAUACCUUCACGGCCUCCAUAUUAUUGGCCUUAUACUACUGAGUCAGAGACAUCAGGGUCGGGAUUCAGACUUACUGAGACGUCUGAUAAAUCCCAAAGCUCUGUGUCAAGAGGUAUGGAUUCAGAUAUUACUGAACUACAUCCACGCUAGGGGCCUAAGUAUUUUUAUUUACUACCAUUAAUGGAGAUCCUUUAUUUGUUUAAGUGAACGUUUGAGCUUGAUGGUUCCAUCAAAAUCAAUAUUGUUGCAGAAAGUCUAUAUAUGUAUAUGUAUCAGCUGAGGUUGAGGUUGAGGUCAAAUAGUUAAAGUUGAUGUCCUUUUAUCUUAUGUGUAUAAUAAGUGACCAAUUGAAUUUUCUAGUUACUGGUUCUUUGGUAACUAGUCGUUCUGUUUGUUGCACUGCUCUCUAGUUACAUCCCUGUAGCUUGUAUUUGUUUUA
Molecule: messenger RNA, 2554 nt
Organism: Rosa rugosa (rugosa rose)
Lineage: Eukaryota; Viridiplantae; Streptophyta; Magnoliopsida; Rosales; Rosaceae
Product: cysteine-rich receptor-like protein kinase 10
Exons: 7
Coding region: 196-2265 (689 amino acids)
Biological process (GO): protein phosphorylation
Molecular function (GO): protein kinase activity; ATP binding
Source: RefSeq, a predicted model, not a curated record